GGCACGGGGUAGGGGGCACGCGUAGCGCCAAGCGAGGCCGCGGCCACCUCCACGCUCGCUGCACACCCCCCCUCGCACCGUUCGUCCGUCCAUUGCCUCGUCGUCCUCUGCACUCCAACGCCCGACCCGCUUUAUAUGCCACCGCCCGCUCCACAUCACCACCGUCUCACACCGUCGCGGCCACCCACAUCAGCCUCUCAAGUCUCAAGGGCCGGACCCCUUCGUUCUUCCGAGCGCAAUCGAUCCGUCGUCGGCUCCUCCUCCUCCGUUCGCCCUUCGCCGAUCCGUUCCUAGGUGUGCCUCAGCUAUGCAGUUCAGCAGUGUGUUUCCCCUGGAGGGAAAAGCAUGUGUGAGCCCAGUGAGGAGGGAAGGUUCUGGGAGUGAGAGGGUGAGGAUUGGGGAUUGCAGCAGCACCAGGCAAAACAGGGCAUUAAGAAGGAUGUGUUUUGGUGCUAGGGGCACCACAAGUAGCGCUCAAUGUGUGCUCACUUCAGAUGCUGGCCCAGACACUCUUGUUGUCCGAACAUCCUUCAGAAGGAAUUACGCUGAUCCAAAUGAAGUUGCCGCUGUCAUACUGGGUGGUGGUACUGGGACUCAGCUUUUCCCUCUCACAAGCACAAGGGCCACUCCUGCUGUUCCUAUCGGAGGAUGUUACAGGCUUAUUGAUAUCCCCAUGAGCAACUGUUUCAACAGUGGCAUAAACAAGAUAUUCGUUAUGACUCAGUUCAACUCAGCUUCUCUUAACCGUCACAUUCACCGCACAUACCUUGGUGGGGGAAUCAACUUCACUGAUGGAUCUGUUGAGGUGCUGGCUGCAACGCAAAUGCCUGGGGAGGCUGCUGGUUGGUUCCAGGGCACAGCAGAUGCUGUUAGAAAAUUUAUCUGGGUACUUGAGGAUUAUUACAAGCAUAAAGCUAUAGAACACAUUUUGAUUUUGUCAGGAGAUCAGCUCUACCGUAUGGAUUACAUGGAGCUUGUGCAGAAACAUGUAGAUGACAAUGCAGACAUUACUUUAUCAUGCGCUCCUGUUGGAGAGAGUCGAGCUUCUGACUAUGGGCUAGUUAAGUUCGACAGUUCAGGCCGUGUAAUUCAAUUCUCUGAGAAACCAAAGGGCGCUGACUUGGAAGAAAUGAAAGUGGAUACCAGCUUUCUCAAUUUCGCCAUCGAUGACCCAACUAAAUAUCCCUAUAUUGCUUCAAUGGGAGUUUACGUUUUCAAAAAAGAUGUUCUUCUAAACCUUCUAAAGUCGAGGUAUGCUCAACUGCAUGACUUUGGUUCUGAAAUUCUGCCCAAAGCUUUACAUGAGCACAAUGUGCAGGCAUAUGUCUUCACUGACUACUGGGAGGACAUUGGAACAAUCAGAUCAUUCUUUGACGCAAACAUGGCCCUCUGUGAGCAGCCUCCAAAGUUUGAGUUUUACGAUCCGAAAACACCCUUCUUCACUUCACCUCGGUACUUGCCGCCAACGAAGUCGGAUAAGUGCAGGAUUAAAGACGCGAUCAUUUCUCAUGGCUGCUUCUUGCGUGAAUGUACCAUUGAGCAUUCUAUUGUCGGUGUUCGUUCGCGCCUAAACUCUGGAUGUGAGCUCAAGAAUACUAUGAUGAUGGGUGCAGAUCUGUACGAGACCGAAGACGAGAUUUCGAGGCUACUGUCAGAGGGCAACGUCCCCAUUGGCGUAGGGGAGAACACAAAGAUAAGCAACUGCAUCAUCGACAUGAACGCUAGGGUUGGAAGGAACGUUUCCAUCACAAACAGUGAGGGCGUCCAAGAAGCUGACCGGCCGGAGGAAGGAUAUUACAUCAGAUCCGGGAUCGUGGUGAUCCUGAAGAACUCAACCAUCAAGGACGGGACCGUCAUAUAGAGUCCACCCUGGGUCCCAAGUUGGCCGUCGUCAUGAGAAUUCGGGGGGUGUGAGCUUGACUUCAGAUGAGGAACAGGAACACAUAAAGGAAGAUCGGUUAGAGCUGGAUGGAUGAUCAAGAGAAAGAUGAUGUGGUAGUAUCGGCAACUAGUCGUUCUUCCUCUGUUACAUGUCGUAGCAACGCAAAAUAAGCUGGCCGAGUAAAAGUGCAGCGACUUCUGGGGAAUCGGAUCGUUGGUGCAUCGUGUAAAUAAACUCGGACGCAACACAUGGAAUUCGCCUGUCAUCUUCCCAUGUC
This is a messenger RNA of Panicum hallii, 2159 nucleotides long. RefSeq names its product glucose-1-phosphate adenylyltransferase large subunit 3, chloroplastic/amyloplastic. The coding region runs from base 308 to 1861 and encodes 517 amino acids. The transcript has 16 exons. The record is from RefSeq and is a predicted model, not a curated record. Gene Ontology annotation, molecular function: glucose-1-phosphate adenylyltransferase activity. NCBI's taxonomy places the organism in Eukaryota, Viridiplantae, Streptophyta, Magnoliopsida, Poales, Poaceae. Gene Ontology annotation, biological process: glycogen biosynthetic process.